AUGCGUGCGGCCGCGGAAAGUGCCUCUCACGCCUCAGCAGCAGGCGAUUCGUCGCCUGUUGCCGUGGUUCCUCCACGUGAAGAGUCACCACGUGCGUCAGGUACAUCCGUUGCGUCUGCAGCGGGUACCUCGGGUCGUAAUCAAGACGAGUCUGAGAUAGAGCUUAUCUAUUCUGGAGAGUCGGAUGAUGCAAUCCUACUCGAAGGCGACUCCUCACGCCUCGGGAUCACCCGGGGCGGACGAUGCAAAGCCAGGCUGACUGGUCAGCGCGGCAGCAUCAUGACCGAGGUCUUCGGAUCGAGUGAUUAA
This is a messenger RNA of Peronospora matthiolae, 309 nucleotides long. Lineage: Eukaryota; Oomycota; Peronosporomycetes; Peronosporales; Peronosporaceae. The record is from the annotation of a GenBank genome assembly.